CCAGCGCUGGGCAGCCGCCGAUCGGGGGGAACCCGUGGCCGUGUCCUGCGGCAGAAAAGGGGGCGAAACUCCCCGGAGCAAACCAGGAAAGGACGAUGCCACUGUAACCCGCCCUCGCCACCCGGCCCUCCGUGCCCACCGCCGGAGCUUUUGCAGCGCGCCCGGGGAAGGGGCGCAUGGGGCAGGGCCGCUAAAAGGCGCCCGAGUUCGGGGCUCAGGGGUGUGUACCCCCCACGAGUGCUCCAGCGGGGGCACUGUUUCCGCGGCGCGGGAUUUUGGGGGGCGCGGCGCGCUUGACUUCUCCGUGCCCGUGCUGCCCCUUCGGAGAGGAGGCGCGCGCGUCAUGGAGACCCCCAGCUGCGUCCAGGACGAACCGUUCCCGCACCCGCUGGAACCGGGGGCUGCUGGCAAAGCGGGGGACAAGCGCUUCUGGCUGUGGUACGUGGGGAGCUCGUGCCUGGAUCGCAGGACCACGCUGCCUAUGCUGCCCUGGCUCAUGGCCGAGAUCCGCCGGCGCAGCUUGAAGCCCGAAGCGGGCGGCGGCGGGGCGCCCGGGGCGCGCGAGGUGCUCCUAGUGCUCAGCGCGCCCUUCUUGCGUUGCAUCCCCGCCGGGCCCGGGCUCGGGGUCUCGGGUGCCGGGGUCCCCACGACCCCGCAACCGAACUCGGCCGUGUUCAUCUUCGAGCACAAGGCGCAGCACAUCGCGCGCUUCAUCCACAACAGCCACGACCUCACCUACUUCGCCUACCUGAUCAAAGCGCAGCCCGAAGACCCCGACUCCCAGAUGACCUGCCACGUGUUUCGCGCCACCGACCCCAACCAGGUCCCCGAUGUCAUCAGCAGCAUAAGACAGUUAUCGAAAGCUGCCAUGAAAGAAGACUCCAAACCCUGCAGAGACAAUGAGGAUGCCUUUUACAACUCUCAGAAGUUCGAAGUCUUGUAUUGUGGAAAAGUGACCGUGACCUACAAGAAGGCUCCGUCCAGCCUCAUUGAUGAUUGCAUUGAGAAGUUCAGUCUGCAUGAGCAGCAGCGCCUGAAGAUUCAGAGUGGCCAGCACCACUCUGACAAUGGUGAUGAGCUGGGGGUCUUUGAGGCAGAGAUCCCCAGUCCACCUGCAGACAUCCUUUUGGAGGAAGACGAUGUAGACAGCAACACCCUCCCGGCCUUCUCCACCGUCCCCAGCCAGCCAGCUCUGUCCAGCUCCCGAGGGUGCUUCCCCGAAAAGAUUUUGGAAGGUUCUGGCUUUGAUGAACAACAGGAGUUCCGAUCUCGGUGCAGCAGCGUCACCGGAGUCCUGCAAAGGAAAGUUCAUGAGAACAGCCAAAAGCCACAGCCCCGGAGGAGACAUGCCAGCGCACCCAGUCAUGUCCAGCCAUCAGAUUCAGAGAAGAACAGAACAAUGCUGUUUCAGGUUGGCCGAUUUGAGAUUAACCUCAUCAGUCCAGACACAAAAUCAGUUGUGCUUGAAAAGAAUUUUAAAGAUAUUUCUUCUUGUUCUCAGGGUAUAAAGCACGUAGAUCACUUUGGCUUUAUCUGUCGGGAGUCACCAGAGCCUGGGCUGAGCCAGUAUAUCUGCUACGUGUUCCAGUGUGCCAGCGAAUCUCUGGUUGAUGAGGUAAUGUUGACUCUCAAGCAGGCAUUCAGUACAGCCGCAGCCCUGCAGAGUGCCAAGACCCAGAUUAAACUGUGUGAAGCCUGCCCUAUGCACUCUUUGCAUAAGCUCUGUGAAAGGAUUGAAGGCCUCUACCCACCCAGAGCCAAGCUGGUAAUACAGAGACAUCUCUCAACACUGACAGAUAAUGAGCAAGCUGACAUCUUUGAGCGUGUCCAGAAAUGCAAACCCAUCAGCGACCAGGAGGAGAAUGAGCUUGUGAUCUUACAUCUGAGGCAGCUGUGUGAAGCUAAGCAGAAGACACAUGUCCAUAUUGGGGAAGGCCCAGCGACUAUUUCAAAUAGCACAAUCCCAGAAAAUUCAACAAGCAGUGGGAGGUUCAAACUCGACAUUCUGAAAAAUAAAGCGAAACGAUCUUUAACUAGCUCCUUGGAAAAUAUAUUCUCCAGGGGAGCAAACAGAAUGAGAGGUCGCCUUGGAAGUAUGGAGAGCUUUGAAAGAUCCAACAGUCUUGCUUCAGAGAGGGAUUACUCUCCUGGGGACUCGCCACCAGGAACCCCACCAGCCUCUCCACUCUCCUCAGCGUGGCACAAUUUUCCUGAAGAGGAUUCGGACUCCCCCCAAUUCCGCAGACGUGCCCAUACCUUCAGCCACCCGCCUUCAAGCUCCAGAAGGAAACUACACCUGCAUGAAGGCAGGGCCCAUGGCUUGCGCUCCCCACUGCUGAGGCAGAGCUCCAGCGAGCAGUGCAGCAUUCUACCAUCAGUUCGGCGCAUGCACAAGGAGACUAAUUCUUCCUCCAGUCUUCCAAGUCUUCACACUUCCUUCUCUGCCCCUUCCUUCACUGCCCCCUCUUUCCUGAAAAGCUUUUACCAGAAUUCAGGUAGACUGUCCCCACAAUAUGAAAAUGAAAUCAGACAGGAUACUGCUUCAGAAUCAAGCGAUGGAGAGGGGAGGAAAAGGACCUCGUCUACUUGCAGCAACGAGUCCUUAAGUUUUGGCGGAACCCAAGUGACUCCUCGAAGAAUCUCCUGGCGGCAGCGCAUUUUCCUCAGGGUUGCCUCUCCCCUGAACAAAUCUCCUUCAGCCAUGCAGGAGCAGGAUGGACUGGACAGGAACGAGCUGCUGCCACUGUCUCCUCUUGCUCCAACUAUGGAAGAGGAACCCCGGGUUAUAUUCGUGUCUGGUGCAGAUGAUCCAGAAACGGUGGAAGCCAGAAAAAAAUCAGAAGAACUGAGGAGUUUGUGGAGAAAAGCUAUACACCAACAAAUCUUACUACUGCGAAUGGAAAGAGAAAACCAGAAACUUGAAGAAGCAAGCAGAGAUGAACUCCAGUCCAGAAAAGUUAAAUUGGACUACGAAGAAGUUGGAGUAUGUCAGAAAGAGGUCUUAAUAACCUGGGAUAAGAAAUUGUUAAACUAUAGACCUAAAAUAAGAUGUGAUAUGGAAGAUAUUCAUAGUUGUCUUAAAGAAGGUGUUCCUAAAAGUCGACGAGGAGAAAUUUGGCAGUUCCUAGCUUUACAGUAUCGUCUGAGGCACAGAUUACCUGUGAAACAGCAACCUCCAGACACGUCUUAUAAAGAACUUUUAAAGCAGCUCACGGCACAGCAACAUGCUAUUCUUGUGGAUUUAGGAAGGACAUUUCCAACUCACCCCUACUUUUCGGCACAGCUUGGGGCUGGGCAGCUGUCUCUCUUCAAUCUCUUAAAAGCCUAUUCGUUGAUGGACAAAGAAGUGGGCUACUGCCAGGGCAUCAGCUUUGUUGCAGGAGUGCUGCUUCUGCACAUGAGCGAGGAGCAAGCCUUUGAAAUGCUGAAGUUCCUCAUGUAUGACCUGGGCUUUCGCAAGCAGUAUAGGCCCGACAUGAUGUCACUCCAGAUUCAAAUGUACCAACUGUCCAGGCUUCUGCAUGACUAUCACAGAGAUCUCUACAAUCAUCUUGAAGAAAAUGAAAUCAGCCCCAGUCUUUAUGCUGCCCCGUGGUUCCUCACAUUGUUUGCCUCUCAGUUCCCAUUAGGAUUUGUAGCCAGAGUGUUUGACAUUAUUUUUCUUCAGGGAACAGAAGUUAUAUUUAAGGUGGCACUUAGUCUACUGAGCAGUCAGGAAACAAUGAUAAUGGAAUGUGAAAACUUUGAGAACAUUGUUGAGUUUCUUAAGAACACUCUGCCUGAUAUGAAUACAUCAGAAAUGGAAAAAAUCAUCACCCAGGUGUUUGAGAUGGAUAUUUCUAAACAGUUACAUGCCUAUGAGGUAGAAUACCACGUGCUGCAAGAUGAACUUCAAGAAUCUUCCUAUGCCUGCGAGGACAGUGAAUCUUUGGAGAAAUUGGAGAGGGUCAAUAACCAUCUGAAAAGACAAAACAUGGACCUGCUAGAAAAAUUACAGAUAGCACAUGCUAAAAUCCAGACCCUGGAAUCCAACCUGGAAAAUCUGUUGACCAGAGAGACCAAAAUGAAAUCUCUAAUCCGGACCCUAGAACAAGAAAAAAUGGCUUAUCAAAAGACAGUGGAGCAAUUCCGGAAGUUGCUGCCAGCUGAUGCUCUGGCCAAUUGCGAGUCCCUACUGAGAGACCUCAACUGUCACCCUAACAACAAAGCCAAAACUGGAAACAAACCAUAAACCAAUAAGUGCCGUCUCUGAGGAAAGGCCUUUGGAAGGCUACAGAAGGGAAGAGUCUGAAGGCUGCUGUCCCAAACUGGAACCCUGGAGCCCACAGAACCACAUGCUACUGGUGCUGAGCCCUCGUCCUAGUCCACGGACUUUGUUGUCAUUGGUGAAGCCAGUCCUAAGCCAUUGUGUAUACUGAGGCUGGUUUUUGUGGUGGUGGCUGUAGUUGACUAUGUACAUAUUUAUCAAAUGGACACAAAGAAUUCAUGCUUUCAUAUAAUACGAGUAAAUGUAUAUUUAGAGAGCCGUUUUUUUUUUUUUUUUAAAAAAGCAAAACUUCAUGACAUACAUCCAAGGGAAGUUAAAAGGGACGUUCCCCCUUGGUCACAUGUGAAAUCAUUUGAUCUUUGUAGUGAAACAAGGCUAGAGCAUCUUUGUAUAUUGAAAUAUACUUGAACACGAAUGUAUUUCUUUUUCCUCCAAAGAACAGCAUGUUUCACUCUGGUGGAGAGGCAAAAAACUUCAGGAUAAUGUGACGAGUACAUGUCGGGAAAUUGAAAACAGCCAAUUGCCACUUAAAUGCCCCUGAGAAUUUCUAGAAAGUGGGGGCCUUCCUCCUCUCCCUGCUUUGUGCCAACCAGCAUGUGGCAUCUACAUGCAUUUUUGAGUCUACUUAGACAUUGUUUUAGACACAUGUACAGGAAAAACUAGACAUCAUGACAGUUACCCAUCCAGCUCAAGGAUAAAGGGAAUGUUGCUAGUUUUCUUGCAAUUUAGACCCAUAUUGUUACUCAAACUAAAAAAUGCAGGCCUCUGGUUUUUAAUUUAAGAUCAAAAUGGUCCAGAUCACCUUUCUGCCUUUUUAUUUAAAUUACUCCCACAAUUGUGAAUGAACUUCUUUUUACUUGGUGCCAUAGUUAGUAAGAAAGAUGUAUUUUAGUCCAAUAUGUAUCAUUGCUCAGUAUAAAUGAGAUGACUUUUGUUACAAAUCAGCAUGCC
Molecule: messenger RNA, 5218 nt
Organism: Suncus etruscus (white-toothed pygmy shrew)
Lineage: Eukaryota; Metazoa; Chordata; Mammalia; Eulipotyphla; Soricidae
Gene: TBC1D4
Product: TBC1 domain family member 4
Exons: 22
Coding region: 344-4231 (1295 amino acids)
Source: RefSeq, a predicted model, not a curated record